UCACUCUCACGCUUCGUCGCGAAGUCCGCUCAGCACGCCCUCCCCUUUUUCAAACUCCUUCGAAAGGAAGCAGCCUUCGAAUGGACCGAGGAAUGCGAACACGCACUUCGCCAUCUGAAGCAGAGCCUGUCUCAACCGCCCGUGCUGUCUCGACCAGAUGACAACGAGCCACUUUACCUAUACUUGGCAGUUUCAAACGAAGCCAUCAGUGCAGCUCUUGUCCGCGAGACUCCAGACGGGCAGAAACCUGUCUACUUCACGAGCAAAGCCUUACAAGGCCCCGAGAGCAGGUAUCAACAGAUAGAAAAGGUUGCACUGGCCCUCGUCAACGCUGCGAGGAGGCUCAGACAUUACUUUCUAGCACACACCAUCAUUGUGCGAACCGAUCAACCGGUGAGGCAACUCCUGGGUCGGCCAGAUAUGGCGGGCAGAAUGCUGAAGUGGUCCCUGGAACUCUCUGAAUUCGACAUUCAGUACGAGAGCAGGAAAGCCCUGAAAGCACAAGCCUUGGCCGACUUUGUCGCCGAGAUGACCACUAACGACAUUCCCCCGGGAAAGGGACACAAGUGGACCAUCUUCGUCGACGGAGCCUCCAGCUCGUCCGAAAGCGGCGCAGGGAUCCUCCUGGAAAACGAAGAAGGGGUGGUAAUCGAGCACUCCUUGGUUCUCUCCUUCCCGACAUCAAAUAACCAGGCAGAAUACGAAGCCCUGCUCGCGGGACUGAGAUUAGCCGAGGACCUAGGAGCCCGCGAAGUUCAAAUCUACACCGACUCCCAGCUCGUCGCUUCCCAAGUACAAGGAAGCUACCAGGCCAAGAAUGACAACCUCAUUGAGUACUUGAACUUAGUCAAAAAACACAUGGCAAAGUUCGUACGAGCAGAAAUCUCUCAUGUUCCCCGCGAGCAAAACACGAGGGCGGACAUAUUAUCCAAGCUCGCGAGCACACGAAAGAAAGGUGGGAAUAAAUCCGUCAUCCAGGAAUCUCUGGCACGACCGAGCAUCGAACCACCCUCGACUACGGUCGAGGUCCACGCCAUCGGGGAUGCCACGUCUUGGAUGACCCCGGUUUAUAAUUUCCUAACAAAGGGAGAACUCCCGUCGAACCAGGCCGAAGCUGCCAUAAUCAAGCGACGAGCAUGUUCCUAUGUUGUUCUCGAGCAGAAACUGUACAGAAGGGGAUUCUCCAUUCCCCUCCUGAAAUGCAUUGACGAGUCCGCCAUCCCCGACGUACUGCGGGAGAUACACGAAGGUAUCAACGCCCAGCACAUGGGCGGUAAAUCCUUGGCAAGGAAAGCCCUUCGAGCAGGAUACUACUGGCCGACGAUGCAACAGGACGCCAAGGAACACGUGAAAAAAUGUGACAAGUGCCAGAAGCACGGGGAUAUGCACCUCGCUCCCCCACACGAGCUGAACACAUUGUCGUCCCCAUGGCCGUUCGCCUGGUGGGGCAUGGACAUCCUCGGGCCCUUCGUGCAAGGGACCUAUCAGAACAAAUUUCUAAUCGUCGCCGUGGAUUACUUCACAAAAUGGAUCGAGGCCGAGGCACUCGCGAAAAUCACCUCACAUAACAUCCUCCGUUUCUACAAAAGAAACGUGCUCGCCAGGUUCGGAAUUCCGCAGGCACUGGUGACCGACAACGGUACCCAGUUCACCGACCACGGAUUCCGAGACUUCGUCACCAAGCUGGGGACCAAACAACACUUCACGUCGGUCGAACACCCUCAGACCAACGGGCAGGCCGAAGCCGCGAACAGAGUCAUCCUCCGAGGGCUCAAACGUCGACUCGGCGAGGCCAAAAGAGGAUGGGUCGAGGAGCUCCACAGCGUCCUAUGGGCAUACCGCACCACACCCCACUCAACGACUGGGGAAACACCAUUUCGACUGACCUACGGCACCGAAGCCGUCAUCCCGGUCGAGAUCAUGGAACCAUCCCGACGAACAGAGGAACCCCUCGACGAAGAGCUAAAUGACGAAGCACUAAGAGACGAACUCGACCUAGUCGAGGAAAUCCGAUCGGGGGCUGCCCUGCGCGAGGCCACCCUAAAACAACGAGUGGCUCUACGCCACAACGACAAGGUCAUCAAGCGCGAGUUCGAAAUAGGCAGCCUGGUACUACGCAGGAACCAGAAAGACUCCCGCGAAGGGAAGUUGGCCGCGAACUGGGAAGGACCUUACCGCGUCCACGGCACCACGGGUACCGGGGCGUACUAUCUCGAGCAGUUAGACGGAGAGCCAUUACCAAGACCCUGGAAUGCUGCCAAGUUGAAGCAGUACUACAGUUAG
Messenger RNA from Vicia faba (fava bean), 2283 nucleotides. The record is from the annotation of a GenBank genome assembly. NCBI's taxonomy places the organism in Eukaryota, Viridiplantae, Streptophyta, Magnoliopsida, Fabales, Fabaceae.